Messenger RNA from Amphimedon queenslandica, 436 nucleotides. Its product is annotated as ankyrin repeat and SOCS box protein 3-like. Lineage: Eukaryota; Metazoa; Porifera; Demospongiae; Haplosclerida; Niphatidae. Gene Ontology annotation, biological process: protein K6-linked ubiquitination. Gene Ontology annotation, cellular component: BRCA1-A complex; BRCA1-BARD1 complex. The record is from RefSeq and is a predicted model, not a curated record. The annotation marks the transcript as partial. Gene Ontology annotation, molecular function: ubiquitin-protein transferase activity; protein binding. The transcript has 5 exons.
AUGUUGCAGUGCAGUGAAGGAGAUGCUGCUCUUAUUGUAUCAGCAAGAGGAGGAGACUAUGAGACUGUAAAAGUACUGCUGGAUAAUGGAGCUGAUCCAAACAUAGAAAUGGACCCAGACUAUGAAUGUGGUACUACACCACUGAUGGCAGCAGUAAGCAGCAAACAUCAUCAUGUAGUGGAACUUUUAUUAACCAAAGGAGCUGAUCCAAACAGAAUGGAUUAUAAAUUGGAUAUUCCUCUUAUUGUAUCAGCAAGAAGAGGAGACCAUGAGACUGUAAAAGUACUGCUGGAUAAUGGAGCUGAUCCAAACAUAGGCCAAGAAUGGGAAUAUCUUGCACCACUGAUUGAAGCAGCAAGAGAAGGACAUAUUAAUGUAGUUGAACUAUUAUUAUCCAAAGGAGCUGAUCCAAACUAUAUAGAUGAUGUGAGUAUAA